This is a messenger RNA of Topomyia yanbarensis, 1940 nucleotides long. RefSeq lists its product as uncharacterized. The record is from RefSeq and is a predicted model, not a curated record. The transcript is spliced from 2 exons. Gene Ontology annotation, cellular component: membrane. The coding region runs from base 691 to 1875 and encodes 394 amino acids. Lineage: Eukaryota; Metazoa; Arthropoda; Insecta; Diptera; Culicidae.
UCGGAUGCGCUUGCAGUUUGGCGCGGUUGUGCGUAUAUUACCUGAUUUACCUUCUUCGCUUCUGACUAAUCGCAAGUUGUCUUGUUUUUUUUAAAAAUAAAUCCAAAGUGCUCUCGAAUUGUUAUUGUUUGGGUUUCCGAAGUACGACGCACCAUCUGUGCCUUGUCCAUCAUCGGAAUCCGUCUGCCAGCAUCGCGACUGUGACGGUGGCGGAAGAAAUUUAUAGCGUCGCGACGCGACGCUCAUAGCGUAGCACAUGGCCAGUCUGUUUUUAGUAGGUAGUUAGUAACUGGAUCUCAAGUCGCAAGCAGACAUUCUGUCACUACACCCGUUUAGCACGCUCAGACUGUACGUCGUUUUGGGAAGAAAGAAACCGAUACCAGUUUAGUGUAGUGGAAUUUGUGCCGGACCCGAAUUACUCCACGAACAAUUAGCUAAGUAGUGAGUCAAGAAGUGUGAGAAGUGGCUCGCCGUAACGAUUUUACAAUUUGUUUUGGUUAUUCUUAUGGUGCGGACCAUUGCCCGGGCGUGCGCGGAACAAAGCAUCACGAGCCGGGUGCGAGUGCCGUGAAUUUCGUAAGCGCAAAUUUGAACUUUUCGGCAGAUUUGCAUCGCAUUUGCACUUCUAGUAGGAGGGCCAUCAUCUCAUCUGGUUAGGCGAGGAGUGCUUCUUUUUCUCCAUUCACGGCUAUGGCUGGAGAGGAUUACGGCAUCGUGGGCGAACACGUUGGAGGGCCACCGAACGGCGAGCUGUCCGAUGUGUACGAGGUGCUAAGCAAUGCGGUCGACCGAGUGGGAGAGGAAUUCAGCCUAAAUGAUCAGCUGUUGGAGAGUUGGCCGGAAGGAUUGGCACUGUACGUGUAUAUCGGUUUUGUCGUAGGCGGCGGAAUUUUACUUAAUUUGAUACUGAUCAAAGGAAUUCUGCAGGCUAAAUACAGUGGUGCCUUAUACUUCGUUCUUCAAAUAGCUGUACUGGACAUCUGCAGCCUUCUACUCAGCAUCUGGGAACUUUUCUAUAUCGCCCAUCAGCAGUGGAUCUUCGAAUCGGAACACUGCACAUUUUACAUCGGCUUCGAAUCGUUCACGAACAUUGCAAUCGUGUAUUUCAUCAUUGGACUCAAUUUUCAUUCGAUCUCAACGUAUAACCUCGCCCAGCAGAUUUCGACAAUCGAUGAGCAGCUGGCGUGUCCUUAUCAGGAUAGUGAGAGCAAUUCCGACUACAUGACCACCGAGGAGAACAAUUACGAAGUAGCAACGGAGAAUAUUAUCCAGAAACGAUCACUCACAAUCGAUUACCGACAUCGAAAGACCAACGUUUCCGUUAUGUGGCCAGUUCUGCUGAUUUGGUUCAUCGCUAUGUCCGAAUCGCUGCCACUGUUUCUAUUCUCCGAUGUGGUUUCAACUGAUGAAGAUGUCAAGUUCUGCACGGUUCUAAUCAACGAUCGCACCAAUCACUACAUUAUUCAGUGGCUUGUGAUCCUAAUACGUAUUGCAGUGCCAACGAUCGCGCUAGCGGUAACCAUCGCAAUGACCGUGUUUAAGUUCUACCAGGGACGAAGAUUUUUGCAGCCCAGUGCAAUUGACGAGAAUGUAGCGUUCAUACUGAAGGUGGCCAUCUUCCUGUCCAUAACCUAUGCCAUUUUCUCCAUGCAGAGAUUGUAUGGAUCACUACUGUUCGAAGUGCUCUCGAAACCAAUACUCAGGCAUAAGUAUCCAGCAUUCGACAAACGCUCGGGACUGAUUUUUACAUUUUUACACUACUUUUUGUCGUUCUUGCGGCCACUAGUCGUAAUAAUAUUGUGUAAGUUAAAGCAUAAUCAUGUAGAUAUCAGUUUUAUAUACAAAGGAAAGCAGAAGAUUCCAGACUUAUCGUAAGAUGCAAUAAAAGAACAUUUUCAUAAACAAUACUUUCAUUUGAAAAAUUGUGCAUUAUAGUGUAA